ACCUUGGGAUUUUCAAGUUCAUGCCAAUGAACUUCGAGAACAUCUUCAGCAAGUACGCUCGAACCGUGCCCGACAAGUUACAUUUCAAAGAAGUGUGGCACAUAACCGAGGCUAAUCGAAACCAAUACGAUUUCAUCGGCUGGAUAAUAUCGAAGGGGGAAUGGACGCUUUUAUAUCGGCUUGCAAAGGAUGAAAAUGGUUAUUUAUCAAAAGAAGCAGUGUGGGGUUGUUUUGAUGGAAGUUUGUUCGAUUAUGUUGCCGAAUUGAAUAAGGCUAAGAAGAAUAAGACCCACUGAUUAAUGCACUGCAUGCUGCAGGCUUGAAAUAUGUGGUGUUUUUUAUAUUUUAAAUAAUGGAGUUAUCCCUUGUAUUUGAA
Messenger RNA from Hibiscus syriacus, 376 nucleotides. RefSeq names its product peroxygenase-like. Gene Ontology annotation, molecular function: calcium ion binding; monooxygenase activity. Bases 21 to 296 code for a protein of 91 amino acids. The record is from RefSeq and is a predicted model, not a curated record. Lineage: Eukaryota; Viridiplantae; Streptophyta; Magnoliopsida; Malvales; Malvaceae. The transcript is spliced from 2 exons.